Molecule: messenger RNA, 2346 nt
Organism: Anguilla anguilla (European eel)
Lineage: Eukaryota; Metazoa; Chordata; Actinopteri; Anguilliformes; Anguillidae
Gene: acox3
Product: acyl-CoA oxidase 3, pristanoyl
Exons: 18
Coding region: 113-2239 (708 amino acids)
Biological process (GO): lipid homeostasis; fatty acid beta-oxidation using acyl-CoA oxidase
Cellular component (GO): peroxisome
Molecular function (GO): fatty acid binding; pristanoyl-CoA oxidase activity; FAD binding
Source: RefSeq, a predicted model, not a curated record
GUGAUGUCACCUGAAUUGUUAUCUUCGUCUCAUGGUUAUGUCGUACUUUUUUAGGGAUUGUAAAGGGAACCCGAGGUGACUUCGAAGGCUCCAAUAGAGAGUUGCCUUGAAGAUGAGUGUGCCCCGUUACUCAGAAGAUAAGUUUACUCCGCCUGAGAAGAUGCACCCGGAUCUUCCUGAUCUCCCCGGUGGACCUCUAGAUGUAUAUAGAAGAAGGGCUUCCUUCAACUGGAAGGACAUGGUCAUGUUUCUAGAUGGUGAAGAAAUAAUCGCGUUUAAGAAACGUGUGUUUGGGGUUCUGGAGAACGACCCCUUCUUCGCUCGGCAGCCCGGGGAGGACAUCUCCAUGGAGCAAGCUCGCGAGGCCACCUUCUUCCGCUAUAAGCAGCUCCUGAAGCACGACUUGCUCCCCGAGGAGGAAAUGAUGCAGAACCCCCUGAAGUCCACCGUGCUCACCGACUGCCUGAACAUGUACGACUCGGCUACGGGGUCCAAGUUCUUCCUCAGUCAACAGAUGUUUGGCGGGACAGUAGCCAGGAGCGGGUGCAGCAGACAUGAGAAGUUUGUAGAGGAUGUGAACAACAUGACCACCUUUGGGUGCUUCGCUCUGACAGAGCUGAGCCAUGGCACUAAUACCAGAGGAAUGAGGACGACGGCCACCUAUGACCCCAGCACUCAGGAGUUUGUAAUAAACUCCCCGGACUUUGAGGCUGCUAAAUUCUGGGUGGGGAACCUGGGCAAGACCGCUACCCACGCCGUGGUGUUCGCACAGCUCUUCACCCCCGAUGGCCGCUGCCACGGACUACAUUCCUUCGUAGUGCAGGUUAGGGAUCCUAAGUCCCUCCUUGCUAUGCCAGGAGUGAUGGUUGGUGACAUAGGCAAGAAGAUCGGAUUGAAUGGCAUAGACAAUGGGUUCGCGCUGUUCCACAACGUCCGCAUCCCGCGGGAGAAUCUGCUCAACAGGACUGGUGAUGUCACACGCGAAGGACAGUACGUCACUCCCUAUAAGGACCCAAAAAAACGCUUUGGGGCUUCGCUGGGCGCCCUGUCGGGAGGCCGGGUGGGCAUCGUUGGAAUGUCCGUGGCCAACCUGAAGAUGGCAAUGACUGUGGCCGUCCGCUUCUCCGCCUCCCGCCGCCAGUUUGGCCCCACCAAGGAUGAGGAGGUGCCAGUCCUGGAGUACCAGCUACAGCAAUGGAGAUUGAUUCCCUAUUUGGCUGCUAUGUAUGCCAUUUCCACAUUCCACAAGUCUUUCUUCAUGAACUUCAUAGAGUUCCAAAUUGGACUCAUCUUGAAGGACAAGAGUGAGAGACAGGAGGAGCUGGGCCGGGAGAUCCACGCCAUCUCCUGCGCCAUCAAGCCCCUGGCCUCCUGGACGGCUCAGCGGGCGAUCCAGGAGAGCAGGGAGGCCUGCGGGGGACACGGGUACCUGGCCAUGAGCCGGCUCGGGGACCUCCGAGACGACAACGACCCGAACUGCACCUACGAGGGUGACAACAACGUCCUUCUGCAGCAGACCAGCAACUACCUGCUCAGCUUCCUCAGAGCCAAGCAGCAAGAUGAAGGUAGAUUUGAGUCUCCUCUGGGCUCUGUGAACUUCCUGGAGGACUCGAACAGCAUCCUGGAGCAAAGGUUCACUGCCACCUCAGUGGAGGACUGCCUGGACUCUGCAGUCUCGCUGGCGGCCUACAAGUGGUUGGUGUGCUUCCUGCUGAGAGAGAGCGCUCAGAAAGUGGCUCAGGAGAAGCUGUCUGGAAAAGCAGACUUUGAGGCGAGGAACGACAGCCAGGUGUACUACUGCCGGUCGCUGGCCAUCGCGUUCAUCGAGCACGCCGUCCUGCAGCGCUUCCACGACCUCGUCCACGCCGAGGACACGCCCCUCUCGCUGCGGCCGGCGCUGCGGCGGCUCGCCGCUCUCUACGGGCUGUGGGCGCUUAGUAACCACAUGGCCGUGCUCUACCAAGGUGGAUACUUCUGUGGGAAGGAGCCGGUUGAUUUCGUCCAGAACGCUAUCGUCGGACUCUGCUCUCAGCUGAAAGACGACGCCGUUUCCCUGGUGGACGCAGUCGCUCCUCCGGACUUCAUUCUGAAUUCGGCCCUCGGAAAAGCGGACGGUCAGCUUUAUAAGAACAUGUGGUCCACGAUGCUGCAGCAGAGCAAAGUGCUGGAGCGCCCGUCCUGGUGGGCCCAGUUCUGCUUCGACAAGCCCGAAGUGGGCUCCCUCCGGGCCAAACUGUAGCCCCCGUCCCGGCGGCCCAGGGGACACAAGAACCGGCUACGAAACAGGGAUGACCUUCAGCGAUAACAGCGCCCGUCUGGGGGAAAUUAAACUCUACCGCACCCUAA